GGACGUGGGUGCAAUCGGCCGUUCAUUAGUGAAUUCUCCUCCAUCAUCGUCGCCGCUACCGGGCCGACUUUUGUGCAGUAUCCCGAACCUAUUUAAAAUAACCUAUUUAAUUUACAGAGACAGAGUCAACCGACAUGUGACUAUCCUUGUUCUGGACACACUGUCCGUGUAAGGGGAAGACAAAGAGAGGCGCUAACCUCAUAACGGUCGCUGCUCAUCUCCGCUCCUCCCGGUUAUCUUUGCUCUGUUGCAGCUAUGGCCGGCUCUCUGCUCCCGCUGUUCGCCGUCCUGAUGUCAGCCUGGUCGGUUGUCGGUGACCCGGAGGGACCCGUUCAUGUCGACGGAGCCCCGCCUUCUAAAAUAGCGGUGGUUGGGGCGGGGAUAGGAGGCAGCGCCACGGCCCACUUCCUGCGGCAGCACUUUGGCCCUGAGGUACAGGUGGACGUGUUUGAAAAGGGUGAGGUCGGGGGUCGUCUCGCCACCGUAACUGUCAAUCACAAUGACUACGAGUCUGGAGGUUCUAUCAUCCACUCCCUCAACCUCCACAUGCAGGAGUUUGUCAAACAGCUUGGUUUGAAGUACCGUCGCAGCGUGGCGGGAAAGACGGCGGUGUUUAACGGCAAGGAGGUGAUUCUGGAAGAGACAGACUGGUACCUGCUGGACCUGUUCCGGCUUUGGUGGCGCUAUGGGAUCAGCUUCAUACGACUGCAGAUGUGGGUUGAGGAAAUUAUGGAGAAAUUCAUGAGGAUAUACAAGUACCAGGCCCACGGUUAUGCCUUCAGUUCGGUGGAGGAGCUGCUGGACUCUCUCGGGGGGAGUGGCUUCAUCAACAUGACCCGGAGGCCGCUCUCUGAUUCAUUGCUGGAACUGGGUGUGUCGCAGCGUUUCAUUGAUGAGGUCAUCGCACCCGUCAUGAGAGUCAACUACGGACAGAAUGUCAGCAUCCCUGCCUUCAUAGGCGCUGUGUCUUUAGCUGGUGCCCAGAACAACCUGUGGGCGGUGGAAGGAGGCAACAAGCUGGUGUGUUCUGGCCUGCUGAAGGUAGCCAACGCUAACCUGCUGCAAGCACAAGUCAAGGCCAUCUCCCCCGUCCAGUUAGGGGAGGCGCUCCAGUACCAGCUGAGCUUCAGCACAGCAGCAGGGAUGGGAUCAGAGCUGUAUGACAUUGUGGUAUUGGCAACGCCGCUCCAGGCCAGUGUCGGGUCUGGAAUCCAGUUCCAAGGUUUCAUACCUCCAUUUGACCAGCUCCCAGGCAACUAUCAAAGCACAGUAGCAACCAUUGUCCAUGGUUACCUCAACACCUCUUUCUUUGGCUUUCCGGACCCUCGCCUGUUCCCUUUCGCCAACAUCUUGACAACUGAGACAACUGACCUAUUCUUCAACAGCGUGGCUAGUGUUUGUCCCGUCAACAUCUCAGCGGGCUUCCGGCGUAAGCAGCCGCAAGAGGCUGGAGUCUAUAAAGUAUUCUCGCCACAGCCUCUGGACAAGUCUCAGCUCAAAACACUCUUCAGGUCGUACUACUCGGUGCAGGUGACAGAGUGGCAGCCCUACUCUCAUUAUGGCAGCAGCCAGGGUCUGCCGCCUGUGGAGCUCCACCCCAAUCUCUACUACCUCAAUGGUAUUGAGUGGGCCAGCAGUGCCAUGGAGAUGAGCUCAGUGGCUGCCAAGAACAUCGCCCUGCUGGCUUACCACCGCUGGAACAGACAGACGGAUAUGGUGGACCAGAGAGAUCUGAUGCACAGGAUCAAGACUGAAUUAUGACCUCGUCACCUGAAAGCCAAGACGCACUUCAGUAAAGAUACACUCCGAAGUGUUUGUGGAGGGAGGCAGAGAGAUGGCCUCUGGGUAAUUGUAGCUCGUAUGGCAUCAUAAAAGUAGAGGUCUUCACAGUUCCACUCGGUUCUCACGAACUGAGACUCAACCUAGGACCCAUGUCCAAAUUCCAAAUUCUACUCUGUCUGAUCAGUUCAGGUAGGGUCUCGUUUCACUGCUACGAGUCUCGGGUCUUUGUGUCAUUAUGUCCAACACCCGAGUCGAUCCGAUUGGACCCAAGCGAACGUGGUAUCAGUUCAUUCACACUGCGGGAGAAAAUCAUGUGUUUUGAGGCGAGAAGGAGGAUGAGAACUGUGAACUUCACAGUCAUUUCACUGGUGAUCAUCACUGACCUCAUGUCAUAUAUCAUUCAAACACUGUUCUGAUUUUUUAUUUGAAAUGGAAAUAACCAAAAUCAGACAAGGAUGCAAUGCAUCUUACAGCUUUGUUCCGAGCAGGGAACCAAGCUUAUUGUAGGAAAAUCCAUAAUAUGUAAGAUUUAUGCUAUUAAAUGACAGGUUUCUGGAAUUUGAUUCACAGAUAUUAAACAGGUUAGGAAAUUGUCUUUUGUCCACCAAAAAAAGUUUUGUACAGAAAUAUACAGAAUGAUUCAUUGUUGGUGGAGGAGGUGGAAAUUGGAAUUUCAGUUAUUUAUAUAAAUUUGUCUUUGAAGCAUGUAAACAAAUUAUUUUAAUUUUUAUGAAUUUACAUUCGUUCUUAGGACAUUAUUAUCAUUAUAUUGCUCCUCUUUUCUACCACCGCUUUGUAAUGGAUUGGAAUAACUGCUGCCAGUGUUGGUGUUCUCUCGCUAUUAGGAUCUGUUCGGGUCAACCACAUUUUCGGGUCUCUGUUUUCCACAGGUCCCUUUUGGAUCAGGUCCAACAUUUUGGACCCGUGAAGACCACUAUCACAAAGCGGAUGUGCACACAUGCUACUUCUUAACUGAAUAUAUCUCUUGCUGAAUUUUGUUGAUUCAGAAAAUGUCCAUAUUAGAGUAGUCUCCAGUAGUAAAGUAUAUUUAGAGACACGUCCAAGUAAUUUAAUUACUUUUGUCAAAUAAAUCUAAUACACCAAAUCAGUGAUAAAUACGCUGUUAAAGGCAAACAGAAAAACUAGUUGGUAUCAAAUUUAAAUCAAGACAAAAUUCAAUUUAAUCGCACCACUAAAGACAACUGCUGUGCUGCGUUACUGUCCAAAGGCCUUUUUGGUUUUACUGAUUGCUUCGUUCUCAACAUGUCUCAUACAUCUGCCAUGUCACGGCAGAUGUAUGAGACAUGUUGCAGUAUGCUUUUGGGAUUGAUUGCUAAUACUAAAAUGGGGUUUAAUCCAAAAAUUCAGCCGCAGGCAGCUUUUCUUUGCCAAGGAAUUUGGAAACCAAGCAGCCAUGGAAAACACCAGCUGAUAUUUAUCACAGUAGAAAGUAAAUGGACUGUAGAGAAAUGGUUUUCUUGAAUUGCUGAUGUUCUGUAUAAAUAAAUAUUCCUGUGUGUCCAAGUCAAGAAAACACUUUGACGCUCAUGGGUUCAAGAUUAAGAGCAUGAAUGAGACACUUUUAAAUGGCUGCUUUUUGUCUGCGCUUUAGCAGCUACGAGGCAUGAGACAGAUCAGUGCAGUCACUGAAUUAACUUUACCUUGAGGCACAUCAACCUUUGAUGUCUAAUCAAAAACAACUGCGGCACUGCUGUUACCUUCUACACUGUUAAGGACUGUUAAUGGACCUGCUGUUGGCACUAAGGAGAUCUCAUUAACGUAAUUUCAGUAGUAAUUUUGUAAAUUAAUAAAGUCGAUAUUCAGUAACUCAUGGUAUUGGCCACUGGCGCUAUGCUCUAUUGCCCCUUUCAUCAGACUCUUUCAUUAUCUCCCCUUCCUGCUGCUUUUGUUGCAUUAUCCAGUGGAAACUUUGGUUUUUUUUUUAUUAGGGAGAAUGGAACCAACAAGCUUUCACACUGGACCAAAUAAAAGCAGAGGACAGGUCUGUUCGAUCUGCUGGUGCAGAUGAUUUUUCCCUUUUCUUUCAAGCCCUAAACCCUCGUUGAAAUCCUGCUUUUUUUUAAUAAGCGCUGUUAUCUUGGAAAAUUAGAGUUUGACAUUCAAAUUCCAGAAAUGGAAAACGCUAAAAAGGAUGUGGUGAUAAGAAACUACUGACUGUUGUUUAUCUUCAAAAGACUUUGAGCAAUGCCUUCUUUUAUUAAUUUUUAAUUUAUAACAGUGGAUUUGAACUGAAGUGGAACUCUGUACUCCUCACUUAACUGUUGUGAACUGAAAAACCUUGUCACUCCAAAGGGCUUAAAUUGAUGGAUAAUGUGAUGUGGCAUGUGAUGAGAAAACGCCGCAACCCUUUAGUCUGAUGAAUUGUUUCAAAACCCCAUGAUGGUACCAGAAAUGAUGGUGGUCAAGCUGAAAUGAAGACCGUAUAUCUUUUGUUCUGAACAGCUGACUUUUCUGAACAUCAAGGUUUUCACUUAGCAGCAGCUUCUGUAUGUAAAGCAGUCAAAUAUUUGUGGCAGUGGUACCUGAUGUGCUAUGAGGUAGAACAAAUAAAUAGUACAAAUAUACACAAGGAACAUAAUGAAACCAUCUUAAUGGUGGACAAAACAAUCCAAAUUCAAGGUCCACUUACUAGCUGUUUUGUAACUUUCAGCUGUAUCAGGCAGUCUUCAUCAUCAGAAGGAGUGUGCUCAGUUGUAAUAAAGAUGGAUCUGUUAACAAGAAGCACUUUUAGGCAUUCUCAUCUGUGUUUUGGCUUAAAAGUUAAGUAUGAUGAAAACGGUGUGAUACGGUUGAAAGCUCCCGAAAAACCUAGUAGGUACUGUAACACCUUUUAGUUGGGAUUGUUUUGUCAAAUUUCUAUUUCCAAGGUUAGAAUGAACUGUCAUGCUCAAUUUCGUGGAUUUUUUACAUAGCGAAGGAAAGUACAGGAUGGAGUUUAAUCUUAAAAAAAUUAAAGACUAUUAAACCCACUAUUAAAUCGCGUGUGAGAGCACCAAUUCCAGAAUAUAAAAGUACUCCAUUACAAGUAAAAUUUUAAUCAUUUAAAAUCCUACUUAAGUAAACGCACUAUGAGCAAAAUGUACUUCAAGUACCAAAGUAAAUGUACUUGUUCUGCCGUAAUGUCCCGUGUGACUGAUAUAUUAUUAUAUGUGACAUUAUUGGGUUCUUAAUACUGAUGCAUCAACAUGUAAGCAGCAUUUAACUGUUGUAGCUGGAGCCAGUUUUGAAGACUUUACGUACAGUCAGGUAGUUUAGUCCACUGGUUCCUAACCUGGGACUCCAAAGGGUCACAAGAUAAAUCUGAGGUGUUGCGAGAUGAUUCAUGGCAGAGGAGAGAUGAUAAAACAAAGUUCUUCUGCACAAUUUAUGUUCAUCCUUUGGAUUUUUCUGUAGUCUUUGAUUUUUUUGUGAAAUAUUGGAUAAUUUGACCUCUUUGGACCUCACAGUUAUUUAAAACAAAAACCAUCUGGGAAUGUCAGAGUUGAAAUGUCUCUGAAGCUGAACCGCUAACCACAUGGAGACAUCUGAAACGUAACAAAGAGCCCCAACCGGGCAGCACUGAAACUACUGGAUUAAUUCAUUAUUUUCACGAUUGAUUAAUCUGGAGAUUAUUUUCUUGAUUAAUCAUUCAGUCUAGAAAAUGUUGGAAAAUUGUGAAAGAUGUUACAAAAAAGAUAUUCAAUUUACAGUGAAACCAAACAGAGAAAAGCAGCGAAUCAUCACAAAUGAGAAGCUGGAUCUAUAAAACUUUUGGCAUUUUUGCUUGAAAAAUUACUUAAACAAUGAAUCGAUUAUAGAAUUAGUUGCCAGUUAUUUUUCUGUCAACCGACUAAUCAAUUAAUGGACUAAUUGUUGCAGCUCUAUUAAAAUCUUUACCUUCAAAGUAACUAGUAACUGCAGCUGUUAGACAAAUGUGAUGGAGUAAAAACUGCAAUAUUUCUCUCUGAAAUAUAGUGAAGGAGAAGUAUAAAGCAGAAUUAAAGUGCAGUACUUCUAUAAAUUAACAGGAGUACAGUAUUUUUUUGAAACUACAGAUUCCCAGAGUUUGCAUGUUCAUUCUUGACAUUAGAAAUAGUAGUUUGACAAAUAAUCUUUAUUCAAGAUCGACUUAUUAGCCUUUUGCAGGGCUUUCAGCUGCAUUUCUGUCAAUUAUUUUGUCAAACAGAUUCUGCGUAACUGUUCAGAUCUAACCACUGGUGCUCUACAAACAGCUUUCUGCUUAAGUACAGCAUGUUGUAAAACAUUUCAUGAUGAAUGUAAUAAUGCAGCUGUUUAUACUGAAUGAUGUGCAUUAUUCUGAAAAUAAAAC
Molecule: messenger RNA, 6112 nt
Organism: Xiphias gladius (swordfish)
Lineage: Eukaryota; Metazoa; Chordata; Actinopteri; Istiophoriformes; Xiphiidae
Product: prenylcysteine oxidase-like
Exons: 7
Coding region: 256-1761 (501 amino acids)
Biological process (GO): prenylated protein catabolic process; prenylcysteine catabolic process
Molecular function (GO): prenylcysteine oxidase activity
Source: RefSeq, a predicted model, not a curated record